Molecule: messenger RNA, 1443 nt
Organism: Helicoverpa armigera (cotton bollworm)
Lineage: Eukaryota; Metazoa; Arthropoda; Insecta; Lepidoptera; Noctuidae
Exons: 6
Coding region: 608-1315 (235 amino acids)
Source: RefSeq, a predicted model, not a curated record
GCUGGUCACUGCCGUACUUGACUAGAUUUCGGUAAAAAAUUUAGAAAAGCGCCAUCUGCAAUCCUCUUCCUAAAGUAUUUAAUAUCUUCAAGUGAUAAUAGAUGGCUCUUUAAUCAAAAAUUAACUUCCAUAAAAUAUCACUAAAAUUAUUGAAAUCUAAAAAUUAUUUUAUAUAUUAGUAUUACGUAGGAAAUCUAUCAAUUAUUUUUAUUAAAUCUGUACACUAUUUUAUAUACAUAAAUUAUUUUUCUAUAAUUAUUUUUUUGGUUGGCAAUAAACCGUGCCAACUGCCAAUGCUGAAGUUAGAAUUUGAAUUUUAAUGGCGAGUACAGUACAUACAAUUUGUGUGUUAAGUUUUCGUCCAUUUAAGUGUUUUCUGCUGUUGACUUGCGUUGAUUUGAGUUUUACUCAUCCGCUGUGUUUUCGGUGAAUUAGUGAGUGAGUUGAGCUGUGCUCCUCUGUUUCAUUGUUUCACAUAACUUGCGAAAAGACGCCAUUAGUGUUUAGUAUUAUUUGCGAUAAAGACGCCUUUUUUGUGAUAUUUGUGAAAUAGACACUGUUAUUGUGUUAUUAGCGAUUAGAGACGCUUGUUUGAGUGCAUAUAAUCAUGCCGAGGCGGUGCGAAUUGGGAUGUUCACACAACCCGGGUGUGACACAACAUCAAUUUCCACACCCAGAAAAGAAUCCUGAGUUAUUCAAAGCCUGGGUUAAUAUAGUUGGUGGAAAACUGGAGACUGCAGAUGAUAUCAAAUUUUACAGAAAGCGAGUCAUCUGUGACAUACAUUUUGCAGACAAGUUUAAGAAUCGCAACAACCGUUUAAAUAACAUAGCUGUUCCUACUCUCCAUCUUCAGGGUGCUCCAUCACAAGAUGCUCAUAUGCCUCCUGCAACUCCACAUAUACCAACUGAACUUCCUAUGCCUGAACAUAAUAUAUGGAAUCUGCCUUCUACAUCAAAGCAAAUAGUCACUGGUGCUCCAUCACAAGAUGCUCAUAUGCCUCCUGCAACUCCACAUAUACCAACUGAACUUCCUAUGCCUGAACAUAAUAUAUGGGAUCUGCCUUCUACAUCAAAGCAAAUAAUCACUGCUGCACCUCCCAAUGCGUGUGUUAUAGCAGCAGAACAUAAUUAUUGCAGUAAACAUGGUAUACAACAAAGACGGAAACUUAAAGGAGACAUUACAAUAAAUAUUUUGGUAUAUAGUUGGUGCCGCUCAAUUAAUCGAAUUUUAUCAGGUAAAAUCCAAUAUCGUGAUGAGGAUGAUGAAACUAAACUUUCAGCACAAAUUUAUUACAAUAAACAUAAACAUAAGUAAAUAUGAUUUUUAUUUAAUUCCAGGUCGCCUACUAAGUACUUUCUAAAUGUUCCUACAUAACGUUGUUCUGUUGAGUUGUAGUAAUCUGUGUUGUAUUUCCAUAUUUCAAUAAAUAACUAUUUUCUACA